Drosophila eugracilis is the source of this 591-nucleotide messenger RNA. RefSeq lists its product as uncharacterized. Gene Ontology annotation, cellular component: extracellular region. The coding region runs from base 1 to 591 and encodes 196 amino acids. NCBI's taxonomy places the organism in Eukaryota, Metazoa, Arthropoda, Insecta, Diptera, Drosophilidae. The transcript has a single exon. The record is from RefSeq and is a predicted model, not a curated record. Gene Ontology annotation, molecular function: chitin binding.
AUGAGACAGUUGAAAGCCAAUUAUAUGUGGAAAUUGUUGAUAGUCUUGGCCUGCCUGUUGCCUGGCUACCAGGUUCAGGCGGUCUUCCUUGAGGAAUGCAUGGGUGUGAUCAUAAAUAAAGUGACCAAUGAGAAUCAGGAAUGCAGUGAGUUUGUUCACUGUGAUGGUGAUGAUUCCUACUACUGCAAUGGGGAUUGUCGUGAGGCAGUCGAGUGUUAUACUGAUAGAGUUUCAACCCAAGCUCCUGCACCGAUUACCACUAAAAAACCCAUAGAAACCACCACGGAAAAAGCGAAACCCGAAGAGCCGCCUUUCCCUGCAAAUACAACCUCCACAACUCUAAAACCUUCUACAACUUCUUCAACUAUGGGAAUUACCUCAACAACUACACCAAUUCCAAGUGACAAUAAUGUCCAUGUGAUGUGCAAGACGAGUGGCAAGAAUGGAGUCUAUCCGUAUCCAGCAAAUAGCAAUUACUAUUAUCAAUGUAUCUCCGGUUAUCUUCUCCUCCAGCAAUGCCCACAGAAUUUUCAUUUCGAAGUCUCUCAAGGACAGUGUAUUUCCACAAAACCAUUACGUUCAGCGGGUUAA